AUGUGGAAUAAUUCAAGCCUCCGUUUCCUUUUAACACUAGCUAUUUUAUGUUUAAGAAGCUUAAUAUAUAGCCAAGAGACAGGUUCUCUUGGGGACCCCCAGAAUUUAAAAUGUGUAACGCACGAUUUACGUAAAAUGAUCUGUACUUGGAAUGUCCCCUCUAAAGGAAGACAUGGACAAACUGACUUUUGCUACACUACCAAUGACCUCUCCCCUCCAGUGUGUUUUAAAACAGAGGAGAAAAGGGUUGAGAUUCCAGUCCCAGAGAGCUCCACCACAGUGACAAUAACCACAAACAGCAUUUCUGGAACUGCUUUUGCCACCAAAGAAUUUGAAAUUCACAAGACAGACAUCUCAUUUGUUCCUCUCACUCCACACAUUCUUAGUUUAACACCUGACUUUUCAACUUCCACAUUAAAUCUGAAGUGGAGUGAUAAGGGAUCAGUCUUCCCAUAUGGACUGGAUGCCUUUUGGCAGAUUCAGAUACUCCGUAAAGAAGCAAUGGAAAAAGUCACACAAGUAACCUACUAUUCAAAACUGACUCAUGAAGACAUCAUUAUUUCAUGGAACUGGACAUCAGAUAUGCCUUUGGAGUGUACAUCGCAUUAUGUGAAGAUUCGUUGUUAUAUUAAUAUAACACGGUUUAUUGGCCCCAAGGACUGGAGUGACUGGAGCCCAGUAGAAGAGGUCCCUGGAAAAGAUACCGAGCCCAAUGGAAGUGGGGUGUUUCCUCAGGACUCUGUGGUGGCAGUAGGUUCAGAUGUGACAAUUUGUUGUGUCCAUGAAGAAGGACAGAAGAUACAACGGAUGACUUAUGGAUCAGAAAUAUACCCAAUGAUACAUCUGAGCAGGCGGAGCAGUGCAAUCAGAGUGCUAAAUGCCAGUGCUUCAGAUACCAGUGGGACAAAUGUAGUGUGCAUACUGUCUGAAGACGACAUGGAUGGAACUGUCUUGUUUGUAGGAUAUGCCCCUGAUAUUCCUGAAAACCUCAGCUGUGAAACAUCCAACUUCCUGAUAAUAAAAUGCACCUGGAAACCAGGAAGACCCAGUGGACUAUAUGGAAAACGAAGAACGAAGUACAGUUUAUUUGAAAGAAUAUCUAGUAAAAAUGUUUCAUGUGAAGUAAAUGAAAUGAACAGAGAGCGUGUCUGUGGCUUUCCAGUACUGGCUGAUCAAAAAACCUACGAUUUCACAUUAGGCGUCUCUAAUCCUGUUGGGCAAACAGAGUCAUCGCUUUUGGUUGAUUUAACUCAAAGAGUUCAUCCAAAAACUCCAGAGAAGUUAACUGUUUCUGGGAACAGCUCUACAAGCAUUCAUCUGCAUUGGUUUAUAAACGGCAGCUUUGCUGAGAUCAGGCUUCUGUGUCAAAUUGAAAUUAGCAGUCGUCACUCUGAGCGAAAACUGGUAAGUGUUGCUUUUAAUGGAUUUACUUCUUUUUAG
Messenger RNA from Phaethon lepturus (White-tailed tropicbird), 1440 nucleotides. Its product is annotated as leukemia inhibitory factor receptor-like. Gene Ontology annotation, cellular component: external side of plasma membrane. Gene Ontology annotation, molecular function: cytokine receptor activity; protein binding. Bases 1 to 1440 code for a protein of 479 amino acids. Gene Ontology annotation, biological process: cytokine-mediated signaling pathway. The transcript has 9 exons. The record is from RefSeq and is a predicted model, not a curated record. NCBI's taxonomy places the organism in Eukaryota, Metazoa, Chordata, Aves, Phaethontiformes, Phaethontidae.